AGAGAGAGAGAGAGAGAGAGAGAGAGAGAGGGGGGAGGGAGGGAGGAAACACAAGGCAACAAUACAGGAGGUUAGUAAUCAGCUUGGCGAGUUAGCAGCUUGUUUCCUGGAGUGAGUCGUCCCAGCUGAACACCGUGGAGAGAACAGGAACCAAUCAUCUCUUCCUGUGUGUGUGUCUGUCCAGACAGAGAAAAGUGGGAUAGCAGGAGCUAGUUUUUGGGAAGAAAGCUGGACCACAGAUCCUCUGCCAACUGAAAGAGGAGCAGCACCAGAAGCAGACAAGAAGAGAAACAUACCGUGGAGUAAUUGAAGAGAGCUUGCACCUGAUGGAAUGAGAAGAGACUGAAGACACACAAAGAAACUGAAAGAGAAAGUCAAGGAGAGAGAGAGAAAGAAAGACCCUUCUGGUUAAUCGAAUCAAGAUAAGACUCUUUCGGUGUUCUUCUCUGCUCUGCCAAGUGUGACAACCCUCCAUCUCCCCUCUUCACCUCCCCUCACCCUUCUCCCUCUCCUCCCCCUGUCCUCAUCUCACCUGAGAUGGGCCGGCUGCUGGCCCUGGUCUACCUGGUGUACCUGUCGACUGCAGUGAUUGGCUCAGAGAAGCAGCAGCACCGGGUGCAGCAUGGACCCUGCAGUUACACCUUCAUUCUCCCCGAGGUGGAACACUGCCAGCCCCUCAAAGACUUCCAGGUCACCAAUUCCCUCCAGAGGGAUUCCCCACCACCACCAGCCCCAGACCCAGGAUCGAGUCACCCUGAAGAGGCCAAAGCCCAGCCCGCUAGGUCCUCAUGGCAGGAGAGGAAGCUGGAGAGUCUGGAGAGCUCCACAGAGAAUAAUACACAAUGGUUGCAGAAGCUGGAGAGGUCCAUCCAGGAAAACCUGCGUUCUGCGAUGGAGGAGAUGAAGAGGAACGCUGUUCACACCCAGACGGCGGCCAUGUUGGAGAUCGGGACCAACCUCCUCAGCAAAUCAGCUGAGCAGACCCUCAAACUGACAGAUGUGGAGACCAAGGUGCUGAACCAGACCAGUAGAAUGGAGAUUCAGCUGUUAGAGUAUUCUCUGUUCACUAACCGUCUAGAGAAACACGUCCUCCAGCAGAAUCAGGAGAUCUCACGACUCAAUGAUAAAAGCAGUUCGCUAGAGCAAAGGUUCUCAGCUUUAGAGGCCAGGCACGUUAAGGAGCUCCAGGAUCUUCAGAGGGAGAAACAGCAGUUGCAGGACAUGCUGGAGAGACAGAGGCGCCUGGUCACCCAGCUAAACGGAGAGCUGGGGACCUCCACACACAACAGCACACUACUGCAGAAACAGCAGGCUGUACUGACUGACACCGUGCAGCAGCUGCUAGCCAUGGUCACCCACUGCAAUGAUAUACCCACUACACCCAAAGAGGAGCCAGUGAUCUACAGAAACUGUGCUGAAAUCUUCAGAUCUGGGCUCACAGAGAAUGGUGUCCACAGCAUACGACCCCCGAACUCUACCCACACAGUGAAGGUAAGGGGUUACGACCCCCCCAACUCUACCAACACAGUGAAGGUAAGGGGUUACGACCCACCAACUCUACCCACACAUGGUACACUAUGGUUCUGUAACCAGAAGUGGGUCCUGGUCAACAGUGGCACCCUGGGUCCUGGUCAACAGUGGUACACUCUGGUCAACAGGGUUCUGGUCAACCACUAUGGUUCCUGGUCAACAGUGAAGUGGAGGCUGGAAGCAUCGUCUUUUCCUGGAUGGAGGGAUUACAAGAUGGGUUUUGGGGAUCCCUCGGGAGAGUACUGGGCAGGAAAUGACCUCAUCCACCUGCUGACCAGCUCCCAAGAGUACAGUCUCCAGGUGCAGCUGAAGGAUGCUGAGGGGAACGAGGCCUACUCCCACUAUAAUCACUUCUACAUAGACGCAGAGAACAAAAACUACAGUCUCCAUGCCCAGGGGUUCAGUGGUACCGCCGGCCGCACCAGUAGUCUGACCCAGCAUGGGACCCAGUUCAGCACCAAGGACCGAGACAACGACCGCUGCUCCUGCAAGUGUGCCCAGAUGUCUUCUGGAGGUUGGUGGUUUGAGGCGUGUGGUCCCUCCAACCUGAACGGUAUCUACUACUCUGGCGUCUCCAAUGUGGUCCGUUACAACGGCAUCAAGUGGUACUACUGGAAGGGACCCAGCCUCAUGACUACAGUGACCACCAUGAUGGUUCGACCCGCAGGCUUCUGAGGCAUAACGGAGGCGAUCGCCGAUGACGUCACCCCGACUGACUGAAUCACAGACUGAUAUGAGCGCUUCUCGAAUAAUGAUGUUUGCCAGACACGUGGAAUAUGAUACUUGAGUGGAGGUUUUUAGAGGUUUUUAAUGUGUUUGAAAAGAACAGAUCUGUUAUUUUCUGAAAAAUGUGUUCCGUCUUAGAAACGUUUCCCGCUGAAAUGGCACACAGGCCACCGUAAAUGUGUGUUUUAGAAUGGGAUUGUACAUAUAUUGUAGAUGCAUAAUGGUAUAUUAUGGCUUACUGCUUCUCCACUUUCACUGUCCAGAAAACUUUAACAGCAAUUCUUCCUGACUGUUUUCCCGCUAUGCCACUCAGAGAUGCUUGUAAAACCCUUUUUUUAAGGAGAUAAUUAUAAAUAUAAGUGCAUGAUAAAUAAACACAGGUGUUUCUACAAGCAUA
Oncorhynchus tshawytscha (Chinook salmon) is the source of this 2653-nucleotide messenger RNA. Its product is annotated as angiopoietin-2. Gene Ontology annotation, biological process: Tie signaling pathway. Gene Ontology annotation, molecular function: receptor tyrosine kinase binding. NCBI's taxonomy places the organism in Eukaryota, Metazoa, Chordata, Actinopteri, Salmoniformes, Salmonidae. The coding region runs from base 538 to 2205 and encodes 555 amino acids. The record is from RefSeq and is a predicted model, not a curated record. The transcript has 10 exons.